Molecule: messenger RNA, 3600 nt
Organism: Paramecium tetraurelia
Lineage: Eukaryota; Ciliophora; Oligohymenophorea; Peniculida; Parameciidae
Exons: 6
Molecular function (GO): protein binding
Source: RefSeq, a predicted model, not a curated record
AUGGAAAUCCAGUGUUCGAAUCAUACAAAAAAGUCCAUUCACCUACCAAAAAUCCAUUAAAAUUAUUCUCAAAUCAAGAAGGAUAAAUUAAAACAGUUUUUUCGUACUGACAGAAGUAUAUCCGAUACAAAAUAGCAUUAUUUUUACCAUUCGUCCAAAAAAUAAUCACCUUAAUUUAAUGAUCAACCGUAAACCGAAAGAUUGCCUCGAGAGAAUUAGUAAUUGAUAUUGUUGAUCUUUAGCAAAGAAAAAAUCUUGGAUUUUUAAAAGAUUGAUCAACCCACUCAAAGACAUUUAUUAUUGUAAAAAUGGAAAAUCAAUCCAACCACUGUUCAUCGAUAAAUCAAUGCUUAAAUCUACGAUCAAAGCAGUAACAACUCUUUCUCCUCAAAUAAAACUCAAUUAUUUGAUGAAUCUGGAUCUGAUUGUGAGUACUCCUCCAAUUAAUCUUCAGAUGACGAAGACUCUGAUCAAAUCUCGGAAAUGAGAUUCAAGGACUUCGAGAAAGACAUAGACAAGAUAUAGAAGAAAAUAUCAAAUGAUCUCAAUAGAUCUUACUUCGGUUACAUUAAGAAUUAAGAUAAGUUGAAAGAUUUAAUCUCAACCUUUAGAAAGAGAGACUCUCUCAAUCCCUUAUACUUCUUUUGCAUGAAUCAAAACCUAUUUCCCAAAAGAAUUGAUCUUUCCAAUUGUUUAAUUGAAUAAAAAGAAAUGAAUUUUAAAGAUUUGAAAGUCAAUUCAAAAUAUUUCCCAUUGUUAUCCCAAAUGUUAAAAUCCAAAAAGUGCAAAAAAGUGAGAUCUGUCAUCCUAUCAUCCAAUCACUUGAGAGAGCAUUCAUUAUCAAUAUUUAUUGAUUCCUUUCCAGACUCAUUAAAAGACUUGAACAUCUCCUAAAAUGAACUCGGAAGACAAGGAGCCCUACUGAUUGCCAAAUUAUUCAACAAACACAAGAGCUUGAAGGCCUUGAAUAUAGCAAGCAACUUGUUGGGCGAUUAAGGAGCAAUUACCAUUCUUAAUGCAAUACGAGAAGCUCGAACAGUCAAAAAAUUGAAUCUGUCUCAAAAUCAGAUCACUGACAAUGCAACUCUAGAAUUAUAGAACUUCUUACUCACAAAUCAAUCGAUUGAAGUCUUAAUUUUAAACUGGAAUCAACUAGGACCUCAAUCAGGAAUUGGUAUAGCUAAGGCUUUGAAUUAGAACAAGAAUCUAAAGGUGCUCGAUUUAAGCUAUAAUCAUUUAGGGUUCAAUGAAAAGAGCAAUUGCAUAAUGUAAUGGUGUCAAUUAAUCGAAAAUCCUAAUUUAGCCUUGUGUCACUUAGAUAUUUCAUACAAUCAAAUAAAUGAGAAAUAGAUGGCCUUAUUGCAAAAGGCUCUCGCAAAAAACAAUACACUUUAUGGUAUACAUAUAGAAGGGAACAAAUGCCCCGCCUUUAUUGAUGCUUUUGGGUUUUUGCAAUUCUCAAAACAGGAAAAUUUGAUGAAGUAGGUGCAGCAAAAGAAAAUACAAAUUGAUGGAGUCAAUUACAUCCCGUUAUGUAACUCUCAAGAACUGUAAUUUAAUUGCUGUUGGAUUUGUUAAGGAUGGAAGGAACACCAAUUUACUUAUACUCCUGAGUAAAAUAGUGAAUAAGUACCAAUAUUUCUGCAUUUGGACUUCCUUAAUUAUAAGCCCAUUCCGUUGACUUCAAGCUUCGAAAUGAAAUAAUAACUGAUGGAAUAAAACAGAAGCAAUAAAUAAUUAGAACUUACUACUGGAGAGAUUAUUCAUUAAUUAAAAUCAAUAACAGAUACUGAAAAGAAAAUUACUAUGGCAGCUAUUGAAGAGGCAUACCAUGUUGAAACCAAUACUAAAAAUGAAGCCUAAAACCAAAUUAAAGAGGAGUUUAAUAAGUUGUAUUACACUACUUAUCAGAUGUGUCCACCAAAAAGCAAGAUUUUAUAUUUUUUCUCUGAUCCUCUGAGAGAGAGAUACUUUUAAGACCCAAGUUUAGAGUAUAUCUAAAGUCCUCUCGAUGACUUAAUUUUAUAAGGGAAGGAUCCUAAGCAUUAGGUGCAUAUUUUCACAGAUAAUACUUAAAUUCCUUUUUAAAAAAUCAACUUUGUUAAUGUUUUGAUCACGAAGUAAGAAUAUGUCAUAGAUGAUAAAAAUAACUAUAAGGCUUUAAUUAAAGUGAAACCAAGGACUGUGUAAAGGAGAUAUAUUUUGACGAAAUAUUUAGGGAAUUUUAAACAUAGAAAAGGGAAUGUUGGCAUUUGGUCAAAGGAUGAUUCUCUCAUUUUCAGGGGCAUGAAUGGGGAUUCGGUGGAUAUUUUGGAUCAGGCAUUCGAACAGGAUUGGAGUUGUUCUAAGAUUUAAAGAUUUGUAAAGAGUGAUUACGAGAAGAUAAAAUUGAGAGAAUAUUUUAGAUAGAAAUAUCAAUUGAUAAAAGACAUCUAUAAAUAUUUUUCUAGUUUUGGAUACUAGCCACCUUUAUUUGAUGUUUUCUGUAUAUAGUAUGGCUAAUUCAAUAAGAUUCUGGCUUCACUUGUUGAUGGUGAAAACUUGAAGUAAUCCGAUGUUGAGAGUGACUUGGUUUCAAUAAAAAAUAAUGUAGAUUCUAAAUUUAUUUACAACCCUGACAAGGCUAUAAUUAGAUAUUAAUUUAUGGAAGUUCUCUUUAGAUUGGCUAACGAUAAAUUUAUUCGAUCAGGAUAAUGUAAGAAUUUUGCUGAUGCAGUCUAUAGAUUACUGAAGGAACUGGAACAGCAUUAUGAAAUUCUAGACAACAGUCAAAAGUGGAGAGAGUAGAGAUUUUGGACAAAGGAAGUAGAUAUGAUACUGUAAUUUAAAUCAGCCUUUUUAAAGAAACUAUACGAUUUAGCUUCAGAUUUAACCAGUAAGAAAUGGUACUUUAAAUUGAAGUGGGUGUCCAUCAAAGAGUUCAGAGAGUUUUGUAAAUUAUAUGCGAAUGAUAUACUGUCUGAAAAAUAAGUGACAGUAAUUUUUAAUUUUUCUAUGUAAACCUAAGCUGACGAGGUGACUUAAGAUCGAUUUUUAAGGAUGACUUAUAAUGAGUUUUUGGAGGCAUUAGGGAGAGUGGCUGAAAAGAUAAGUCCUGCUCCCAUAGGGGAAGAUGCUUAGGUAUGGCCAGUUCUAGCUAGACAGACUCUGCCAUUGCAUAUAAAAUUAGAGUCAUUGUUAACGUUUAUAUUUCUCAAAUUGAGGAGACAACCUGAAUUUGUUUAAUUUACAGAAUUAUUCUGCAGAGAUAAUGUUGAUGCUUAGGAAACCCGUAUUAUUUUUAUGCCAAAGGUCUAUGAAAAGCAAUCGAAGUUAGAGAAUUCAGAUGAGUUCAUCAUUACAACUAAUCAAUUAACUGUAUACAAUACGAUAUCAUUUAUCAAUUCUCAUCAUCAACCGUAUUUGCAUCCAAAUUAUAGAAAUUUCAUGUAAUAGAUUGUUAAAAAGAGGACUCUGAUUAAUCCAAACACAAUUUAUACAUUGAACAAUAAUGGAUUCAGUAGACAGACUACAGGGAGGACAACUAUUUAUGAACAAUAGCAAUAAGCCUUGUAAACAAACAAUAUGAUAGCGGUAAUGGAAGAGUAUGAUGAUUAAUGA